UGUUGGUUGUCAAAACAAUGUCAAAGUACCCAAGUUUGUACAUAUUGGUGCGUAAGUUUGGGUGUCGUUUAAUAAUAAAACUAAAAUUAAUAAUGAAAAUAGCUUAUAGUGUAAUUAUAACUGAUGAAUGUGUUGACUGUUGACUUCAUAGUACCUGAUUGAAAAUGAGUGAACAAUUUACAAGGGAGCAUUUGAGAAUAUCUGUUGGAAAAAUUUUACACACAUUAGGAUGGCAUAAUUCGAAUACAACACCAUUAGAAUAUUUAACAGAUUUGCUUCGAAAUUACAUAUCUCAGUUGUCUAGGGUAACAUGUGAAUAUGCCAAUGAAUUUGGGUAUGCAGAUCCUAAUUUGGAUCAUCUAGCCCUGGCGUUCAGAGAAUUAAGGAUUAGUGUGCCAGAAUUAGAGGAAUUUGUAAAAUAUGUGAACUUCGGUGCACCAGCUACUCAAGUUUGUAAAUAUCCAGUUCCCAAGGAGGAUCAGUUAAAUUUUCUGAAACCUGGGAGUAAAGAAGUGGUAACAAGGCCUGUUCACAUUCAUGAGCAUCUACCUCCUAUGAAUCCAAUAUUAGAAGGUGCUAUAGUUGAAAAAGAAGCUACGACACCGCCUGUUCCAGAAAAAGUAGAUGACGCUGCCGCAAUCCCGGAAAAUCCACCAGUUUUUAAAAAACCACCUGACGUUGUUCCUGGAGAAUUUAAGAGAAGCAAGAAGGAAGAUGAGGGAAGCAGGCCUACUCGAGAGAUUAGUAGUGUUAUGAUGACGACUUCCGGAUUUCUUUCACCUGCCCGUGAAGGCAGACUUCCAGAAGCGAAAACACCUGUGGCCCCACCUGUAGAACAUCCUCCCCAACCUACUUCAUCUUUUGCGAAUUUAUCUAGUUCAGAUCAUAAUAUGGGAGUUUUACCUAUGAAAAAACUUCCCAGACCUAUGAAGAAACUUGAAAGGAGGAAAGAUAGAAUAGGAAAGGAGCUUUUCAAGAAUCAGGAAGAAUCAAGAAUUAGGAAGAACCCAUUUAAAGAUUCGCCCAAAAUUAAAAAAAUGAAAACGUUUUCUAAUGAUAUGAGUAUAACGCCAGACUUUAAUCAAUUUUUGAAUAUGGGUAAAUUGCCUCAGGCUCCUCCAAAUCAUAAAUUGAAUCCAGUCAAAUUCAAUAAUAAGGCUUUGCAAGCAGCGCGAAUGAAGACUGAAAAAUUCAACACUACCAUAACGCCAUUACCUAUGAAAUCCCAAAAUAAUCGUGCACCUGUGGAUAAGCUCCAUACAGUUCCAGAUAGGAAAAAAGCCAAUAUUCUCAAAAAGAUAUCAAAUGUGAAAGAUAAAGUAGAUGAGAAAAUUGCCAUAAAAAAAGAAGAAAAAGAGGAUCCCUCCAGUCCCCCUAAUCUGAUAAUAGACGAACCUGAUGAUAUAAUCCCCAAACUAAAGCAAUUUAGAAGUGACAUAACCAUUGAGCCAAUAAAUCCAACGACAUGCAACAGUGUAGCUGUUAAACCUGAGCUGAUGUAUUUCGAUGAAUCGCCUCCAGGUACUCCAUCGACUCCCAAAACACCAGAAAUGAUAGCAACUCCUCAAUCUGUGAUAAAAGAAAAGAAGAAGAGAAAACCAAAAGUCCCAAAGCUGGCCAAAAUGGAGCCACCUUCCGGUACUUAUGGUUCCUGUAACGAAGCAGAAGCACUAGCAGAUAGACCCAAAACACCAAAAGCUGAAAUCGAUGUGCCUACACACAGGGAAUCACCGGUGCCUCAACAGAUGCCUGAAUUUCCAUUUGGCAAUAUUAAUCCGUACCAAUUCGGCCGACCAAAUUUGAAUUUCUUGGCAAACUUUGGUGGACCAGGCUUAAUACCUCAACCUAUAGGUAAUCCAAUGAAUCCCUUAUCAAAUCCCUUAUUCCCUGGUCAUUUUCCAUUGUUGAAUUUACCCGAUUUUGGUCAAAAUCCUUAUUUGCCACCGCAAAAUGUACAAACACACCCUAAUAAUUUAUCGAAUUUUGUUCCAAAAGUUGAAGAAUUACCUAGCUCAUCAUCCUCAGUACCUGAAUCUGUUAGCUUACCUGCCCCUACUCCUAGAACCCCUGAACUUGUAACAUCAAGCGUUAAAACGGAAAAACUAGACAAAAAAUCGAAAGAACAUAAAAAAGAAAAGAAGGAUAAAUUAAAGAAGAAAAUGAAGAAAGAAAAACUCAAAGCAGAAAAAAAAGAAGAAAAGAAAAAAUUCAAGAAGAAAGAAAAGAGAGAUAAGCGUAAAGAAAAAGAAGUCAAAGAAGAACCUUCAGCAGUGCCUAAACUUACUCUAAAGUUGAAAUCACCUUCACCUCGUCCAGUUACUCCGGAUACAACAACUAAAAAAUUAAAUAUUAAGCCUGUAGUGAAAAAGGAACCAGAAUUGUUCGAUGAUCAGCCAGAUGUUGAUGGGUCCAAUCUUGCUCGUAUUUCUGCUUUAGUAACAGGCCCACCAAAAUUGAAAAAUACACCACCACCAACACCACCUCAAUCUUCCUUUGUACCACCAGCUGUUGAAACAGUUUAUCCUAAUAGUUACGCUAUACCGAAGAAAAAACACAAACCCGAAAUCAAACCUAUAAAACUUAAGGUUGAAAUAAAGAAAGAGCCAGUUAUUGAACCUCCAACGCCACCUCCAUCAAAAUACAUUGAUGCUGAAGGCAAUGAAGUAUGGAUAUGUCCUGCAUGUAGUCGACAGGAUGAUGGUAGUCCUAUGAUUGGUUGUGAUGGGUGUGAUGCCUGGUACCAUUGGGUGUGCGUGGGGAUUCAAGUACCUCCAGAUGAAAAUGAAAAUUGGUACUGUAGACACUGCCUUCUCAAAAAAGAUGAAGAUCUUCAGACAGAUAAAAAGAAGAAAAGAAAAAGAAAAGAUAGGAAGGAUCAUCAAUAGGUCAAUUUUGCAUUAAGAAUUUUUAAAUUAUUGAAUCGUUUUCCAUCAUUUAUAUAAGCAAAGAGUUUUUUAUAUUUGUUACCUAUUUUUACGGAACAAUUUUUAUUAUAAUUUUUUUUUAAAUGCAAUCAUAUUAUACCAAUAAUUUGUUUUAUAAUGAACAUUUUUUUGGAAUGAGAACUCUAGAGAAUCAGUUGUGUAAUUGUUAACGAAAAUAAAAACUGUUGCUCUA
Molecule: messenger RNA, 3117 nt
Organism: Harmonia axyridis
Lineage: Eukaryota; Metazoa; Arthropoda; Insecta; Coleoptera; Coccinellidae
Gene: Taf3
Product: transcription initiation factor TFIID subunit 3
Exons: 11
Coding region: 165-2885 (906 amino acids)
Cellular component (GO): transcription factor TFIID complex
Molecular function (GO): protein heterodimerization activity
Source: RefSeq, a predicted model, not a curated record